CCGCCUUGUGCUUGGUCGGUCUCCUGCUCCUCAAAACAACUUCAAUUGCCCUAAAGGAAACAACCCAAAGGGUCUAAAUAUCCCGCGUUUGCACCUAAAGUUUUUUUUCCUAGUUUUUAACCGGUUCAAAACGUAAUUUUUCUCCAUAAACCGGCGUUUUUUAAUUAACUUUACGUUACUGAAUAAUCAUUUCUAUGUGUACAGUGUUUCAAAGUGUUUUUGUGUGUUUACAGUGAUAUUUUUCAACCCCUAACCAUCUGAAGUUCUCCCUUGACAUUGAUCUAACGAAUUUCAUGGAAUUUUGUUGGUAGGACGGACAAUUAAACGGAAAUGGACCCGGACAUUCCAGAGAACACUCAGCCAGAGCCUGUAAACAUCACAGUACAUUCUGAAGCCAAAGAAGAUGCUUUACCUCCACCUGCCAUGGAAGAACACGAAGAUAUUGAAGCAGACUCCAACAUUCACGGGUUCCUAAACAUCACAAACAACAUCACAGUGAUCGAACAACAUCUCAAUAAUUCUAGUGACAGUAAAAAACAGUUAUUGUGCGAAGGUAGUGAUAGUGGUGUUGAAAUAGCUGAAACUAUAGAGUAUCAAAGAGCCCUAAGUUCGAACAGCGGUGUUUCUCAGGAUUUCGACAAUAUCUGCGCUCAAUCUUGCGACUCUUCGAUCAUUUCUUGCUGUUCUAACUACGAAGAAGCCUACAAUCUUUUAGUCAGGAAGAAUUCGACGCUUUUGGAGGAUUAUACCUUGAGAAACGGUGACGUUACCAGUGAGAACGGCAGUGAAAGUUCUUCACUGAGCGGAUCCCAAAGCAGAUGUAGACGUAGCACUCUAUCAUCAGCGAAGAAGAAAAUCCUGAACUCAAACGAGUCAAAAAAGACACCCACAACUGCAAUCAGGGAUAGAUCCAAGUCAAAACCACCCGCAACACCACUAAGAACGUCGAGUAAUCCUUCCCGACUCAAAAGCUUGGAUAGGCUUCAAAGUAAGACUGCGCCAACUUCACGAACAAGUAUUGCAAGCUCCAGGAGUAAACCUGUACCAAAUAACCUGGAUCUUAACAGGAAAGACUCUGUUAGGAAAACUCAAGGACCUAGAUCUAUGCCUCCCACUUGUUUGAGUAGAACUUCCACCCAGGCAACACCUACAGAAGACAAUAGAUGGUCCAGUAAGACAUCUUCUGCCAUGACGAGGUCUCUGAGAGUCAAUACUGAACAUAAAUCUAGAAUAUCACAUACUGACAGUAAGACUAUAGAAAAAUAUGCUACACUACCGAGAAGGAAAAAAGAAAAAGACAAAGUUAUUGAUGAAAAGAAAGUUCUUAAUCCUUCUACGACAAUAAACAAGAAGAGCUCUAAAGAGAACACUCCCUCCAGAAUGUUUAGUUCGUUAUAUGUCCCGAAAAACAAAGCCAAAACGAAAAUAUACCACGAAAUGAACGUCCAGACGGCCUUGACGAUGUGUGAUAUAGACAAGGCCUUGAAUGGUGCCAUGGUGUCUCCGAAAGACCCCCAAGACAUCGAUCAGUGUACCAAAGAGGUUCAGGUCGAUAUCCAUUCGAAAGAAAUGGAGAAACUCAAAAACCAACUGAGGAAUUUGACUGAGAAAUACGAUAGUUUGCUGAGUCAGCAUAAGGAUCAGACUGAGAAGUUGAACGAGACUGAAUCGAGGCUUAAGGCUGAGACUUUAGAGAAAAAAGGCUUGAGAGAAGAACUGAACAAUAAUACUCAAAGGGUACUUGCCAUAUUAGGACAAGCAGAAAAUACUGAAGCUACAGAAUCGAGCUCUUCCAAUGACAGUUUGCUGGUGCUGGAAAACAGGUUUCAAAACGUCAGUCAGGUGAUCAUCCAACAAGAGGAGGAAAUAGCCAAACUCAACAACUACUGUCGUUCCUUUCAAAUAGACCUAGAAAAAAGCCUGGCAGCUCAAAAAACUCUCCUCCAGCAACACCAAGACCUUGAAGCUGAAAGUAUAGAGCUUCAGGAGUUCAUGCAAGCUGAAAAAACGACUUUGGCAGAUGCUUUGAAAGAGGCGGAAGGUGAAAUAAAAAGAUAUCAGCAAGUAUUAACAGAAAAAGAUAAGGAACUAGCCGAACAACAGGAAGAGUGUAAACAGCUUGCUAGGCUUAGUGAGCAAAGACGUUUAGAGAAAUUAGGACUGCAAGCUAGAAUAGGAAACUUAGAGGCUAAAAGUAGAGAAUUGUUAGUACAUCAAGGAAGCUCUGUAUCUGGAGCUUCUGUAGCUUUAGCUUCCCUUAUUCAAAGGCUUAGUGGUCUGGUAGAUGAACUUGUAGCAGCUUACAAUAUCUCAGAUCAGGAACUAGAAGAUGUAAUAUAUCACAACGAAGCAUAUAAUAACAGUAGCAGUAGUGUAGAGUCCACUCCAGAAAAAUCCAGAAUAUUUACUGAAGACAAGCAGUCUCCAAAUGGAAAAGGUUCUUCGUUUGUUUCUGCUGUGAUCAAUGCCAUAAAAAACGCAGCCUCCGGUAAGGAUUUGAGCAGAAAGGACAGCCUGUAUGACCGCAGCAGUUCGAACGAAAUGUUAGAUUCUGAAACUGAACCAUGCCUCAUGAUGGAACACGUUCUGGAAGACGUGGUGGUUCCUGAUGGUCAUUCACACAAUAUGAUCUCUUCAGGACAUGGCAGCAUGCUGAGUUCGAGGCUAACUCACAGCGAGAGUUUGAAGGACGUUUCAAAUAUAUACCUGAGCAGGCAGUGUUCUGAACCGACUAGUCUCAAUACGUCAUUAACCAGUGAUAUUUUCUCUUUAAGUGAGUUUUUACCACCUAUUUCUCUAGUUGAUCAAGUGAUAGAUGUCGAUAACGUCAUCACCAGGUUAUUGAAGGUCAUCAGGAUCAUUCAGAUUGAGAAUGACGAUUGCAUGAAUGAACUACAAGAUCAAAGAGACUCACUGACAGAACAAGUUGACAAACAAAAAGAAACCAACAAACUAGUGGUAAAACAGCUGAAAGACUGGGAAGUCUUAGGUGCCAGACUCAAGAGUGAAGUCAAAGAGUUGAUGAGUCAGCUGAGUCGGAAAAACACUGAGAUGGAUGGAGUGAAAAGUGAAUUGAACAAACAAAGAGAAGAGGUAGAGAAGUUGAAUCAAGAUGUGUGUGAUCUGUCAACAGCUCUGUCAAAGGCUGAGCUUGAAAUGAGAGUGAAAGAUGAAGAUGUUGAUAGACAAAUAGGAGUUUUUAGUGAUACUGGUGAAAUUCCAUCAGAGGAGGUCUUGGCAAGACUUAUUGUUACACAAAACGAGGUUCCUUCUUUGAAAGAGAAAAUUGCUGACAAAGAUAAACGACUGAACGAAUUGAACCAAGAGUUCCUAGCCAGCAAACAAGUACUGACUGAAAGCCUGAAAGAUGCCAUGAACGAAACCAAGAGACAAUACGACGCCAUUGACAGCGCUUUGGAGGUACUUCACAGUAUCCAACCCGUAGUCCAACAAUGCCCUCCCCUAUCCCAACUACAAAGAGACCUAGAGGAAGCGAACUUUCUUAGCGCUUCCACCAUGCCUUUGGUAACACCAGCAGAUUGCAACGCCAACGCAGGGUUGCUUCAAGGAGUCGAAAUCACUCACGCUAUCAACACUACUGCCUAAAAAAACACUAAUUUCUAAUAGUUUACGAUUUAUUCAUAGAUUGAGCCAUUUUGUGCCAGUGGGUUAGAAGAGGAUAAAGCUUAUAAGGUUGUUAUUCAAUAAUGUUUCAUUUUUUGUCAAAAAAAAAAUCGUGAUAUAUUACUAAAAAGCGCUUUAAAAUGUUUUUGUUUUGAGCGAGUUUAAAAAUAAGGUUAUGUAGCAAAACAAUAUGGCUAUCACCAGCUGAUCUCUGUUUUGGUUCAAUAAAUAACCAAAUUUUUAGAGAAAGACUAUAGGUAUUGUUAAAAAAUGUUGUUUUAUCACCUAGAUUCAGUCAUAUACAAAAUUUUCGUUCGUACAUUAGUAAAAUUUAAAGAUUAGCACAAAAAAAACGACCAAAAAAAUUAAAUACGUUGUUAUAUUGUCAAUUUUCAAGUUAGAGUAUGGCUUGAAACAAAUCAAAAAAGAAUCAUUGAAUUGUACAUAUAUUUCCGAAUUUUCCUUGUGUACCUAUAUACAACGUGUUCCAAAAAUAAGUCCAAAAAACUUGGAUAUUAUUGUAGUGUAGUUUUGACCUCCCCUUUUCUCAUAAAGGCUGAUAAUAAUAUGCCAUCCAAGUUAUUAUGUAAUAUAUUUAAUUUCACCUUUUUUCUCGAUAAUAACGGUAUGAAAUUAUAUGAUAAUUUUUUAGUUUUUUUUCAAGUCUUUUAAGUAUAAAACAACUGUUUCUGUUUUUUUUUAUACCCCAUGACCAUAAUUGUUCAAAAUUCGAAACAAAAUUGUUUUAUAUUCAUCUCAACUGUUUAGUUUUAAUUUUUUUUCAUUUAGAUAUUGGUGCUUUCAACAAGAUUACAUAUUUUUAGAAUGUAUUGUAA
Sitophilus oryzae (rice weevil) is the source of this 4460-nucleotide messenger RNA. RefSeq names its product myosin-15-like. Bases 331 to 3606 code for a protein of 1091 amino acids. The transcript has 11 exons. NCBI's taxonomy places the organism in Eukaryota, Metazoa, Arthropoda, Insecta, Coleoptera, Curculionidae. The record is from RefSeq and is a predicted model, not a curated record.